AAUUUAGCGCGAAUUCAAAAUUUUACGACGAGACACGAACACCUGGUAAGUGGUAGUCAUACAGUUACUCCCUCGCCUCAUAUUGGCAUAUCUAGAUCUACCUACUUAAAAAGAUCUGGCUUCGAUUUAUUUUUGAAACGGUAGGUGUAAGUGUUAUGAUGGCUGCCUUGAAGGACAUGUCAGAGUCAGAUGUCGCUCUCGAGUUGUCUGGGCUUCAAAUGUUACCAUUAGUGGAAUUACAUCCUUCCAGCUCUUUGCUUAACAGAUAUGUUAUGGGUAAGAUAGUUGACCGUAGUCCAUUGAUAACUAAAGGCAAGCUACCAGUCUUGAAGUUUGUUUUGGAGGAGUCUUCUUCAUCCAGUCGCAUUAAUGUUUAUACAUUUGGUGACUAUGCAACAGGGAUUGAUGCUUAUAUGGAUGGGGAUACCAUCUUUAUCAGCAAUGUUAUGAUAGAACGUUCUCAUACAUUCUCUAAAGAUAACCAUCAUAAAUGUCAUCUUAUGGUUCAUAAAGCUAGAAGUCAUGCUCGUGUUUGGGUUUGUCCACAACAAAAUAAAAAUGGUAACAAUGCUGCAUCCGUAUCAGCAGCCACUUGCACUACUACAGCAUCCACAACUACUACAGGCCCUACAACAUCCACAGGCAUUACAAAGGCCCAAGGUGAUGGAGGGAGUGUGCCUGGAACACCUUCUAAGGUCACCCAUGGCAGGUUGAUUGAUAUCAAUGCAGAAUCUUCUCCAAAUAAAUCCAACAGAACAUAUAAAUAUACUUGUUUGAAUGACAUCAAGGAAACUGGCUCUGUCGAUAUUUAUGGUGUUGUCAAAUUUUUCAAGCCACCAUACAAAACGAAAGGCCCAGACUAUUGUAUGUCCCUGACCAUCGUGGAUCCAUCUCUGCCUGAGGAAGAUUCUGGUCUGAAAUGUGUUCUAUUUCAACAGGACAUCAAGAAACUCCCUGAGGUUCUUAGCAAAGGAGAUAUCGUCAGACUGCACAGACUUAGAAUCCAGAAAUACAAUAGUGAUUUCCAAGGAGCCAAGGGGAAUGGGUUCUCAAGUCUAGUCUUUGAUGGCAGACCCAACACUCCUUUGGAACCCAGGUCAUCCAGUGUUAACUACACUUUAACAGAUGAAGACAAGGAAAAGGUUCGUGAACUCCGAUUAUGGGCAAAACGCCAGACAUCAGUGCCCCUUGCAGGCCAGAGCUGGACCCUGUCCCAAAUAGUCUCCCGAGAGUACUUUGACCUCAUGUGUCAGGUCGUUGCUGUGGCAAUCAUCCCUGCAGAAAGUUGUGUGCUUAUCAAAGUAUGGGAUGGCACCAAAUACAAAUGGCCAGUAAGGUGUUUGGACGUGAGCAAAGUACAAGUAAAGUGGGAUACCGAGUUGGCAUGCCGAGCUGAAGGCCUGAUGAUUGAUGUCGCCCUCUAUGAUAACCACAUGAAAGCUGGCCGAGAGCUGAAGCCCGGUGACUUUGUAAGACUAUACAACCUACAUGCUGCGCCCUACGUACCACCAAACACAGCACCUGCCUCAACAUCAGCUGAUCAAGAUAAUACUAACCAUAAUACAAACAUGAUCGAAUUGGUCUUGCACCGUGGAACAUCAUAUGGUCGUGGUCUGAUGGUUAUGAAGGAGUAUGAGGAGGAUGUCCGUGUCAUGAAAGGGAGAAUGGAAGAGCUAAGUAGAAGACAAGUUCAGCCAUCUAGUAAUGGUGACUGGUCACAUGAUAGUGGUCAGUCAUCACAUGGUGGUGAUGGUGGUCAUAGGAUGGAUAGCAAUGAAAUCCAACUUGAUAACCUUGACUGGGAGAUUCCAGACUCCUUAGGAACACCCAGGUCCUCUCCUAGACAUAAGAACCCAGAGAAUGCAAGCUGGCCGAGCUCUUUCAAUAGUGGACACGAACUGCAAUGUAUGCAGAAACCCAUCUCAGUCAUCACACAAUACCAAGAUUGUCAGGUUUCUAAGAUAAAGCAGAUGAAGGACCAUCCUCCUCAUCUCUUUCGUUUAAAGGCUGCAGUAGUAGACUACUACCCAAGAACCAUCCAGGAUUUUGUACAUCUUUUCUGUUCACAAUGCAGAAUGAGCUGUAGGAUACCUUCCACCCGGAGUGCUUCAAACAGCAAACCACAUGGCAGCACAGGUCAGUCAAGUGCAGACAAUGACAGGAAGAGAAAAGCAGCACAAGAAUCUGAGUCACCUAGAAGAAGCAGAAGAAUCAAGAAACAAAUAGGAGAUUCAAGUGAUUUUUCACAGGAAAGAGACAAAGAAAGAAAGAAGAUGACAAAACGGAAAGGAAGACAAGUAACAACAAAGUUGACACCUCAAAAGAACAAAGAGAAUAUUAAUGCUCUAGCUUACAUCAAAGACUUGACAGUGCAAGAGACUUUAACUCUAAUGAAAGAAGGGAUGCAGCUAGUCCGUGUACCAAAGCUCUAUAUGAGAGAGGCAAGACAUCAAGACAAGGGAAGACUUAGUAAUAGAACACAACUCUAUGUAUGUCAUACAUGCUGUCCAGAUCAACAUCAAGACAAAGAUGUUGUGCUUCUGCAGUAUCAUUACUGGAUCAAGCUAUGGCUGCAAGAUUCAACAGAGAGAGUAGAGACCAUCUUACAAGGUUCUGACGCUGAAUUGUUCUUUGGCACACCAGCUACCAAUCUUCAUAUGAACCCUGACAGCAGGCUCUCCAUAGCUGAUACGAUGGAAAGACUGUGUCCUCAUCCUUGUGAGACCAACCCUGAUACUGACCCCCCUCAGGCUAACUCUGUCACCACCAACCCCAAGCUUGAAUGCUGCGUAGAAAGACUGGUCUCUAUGAGACACGGGUCACGCAAAGUCACAUACCAUAUGCGAGAUACCCAGCUGGCAUUAGAUGUACAUUAACAACCUAUGUUGAUUGUGUGAAACAUUGGGAAUUCAUUUGCUUAGAGUUAGCAUUUGAUUCAUCUGGGGGUAUGAGUUUCAGCCUAUCACAUGGUCAUUGAAAAAGUGAUGAGUUUUCAGAUGACAACAGUAUGGAGAGCAACAACCAGUUUCAUAUCAGUAUGAGAAGAAUAAAAGAAUCAUAGACAAGCUACUGUAAUAAUAAUAAUAAUAAUAAUAUAGGGUAUUUAUAUUGCGCACAUAUCCACCUUGUUAGGUGCUCAAGGCGCUCCUAUAUUACCCGGCUAAGCUAGGCGUUCAUAGCGAACACAGCUUUUUAAGGAUACAAUGUAAUCUUUAUAUAUCCAAUAUGGAUCUGCAUUACUCCAUGCAUAUGGGAGCUUUGCAUUAUAUUAAAGUAGGUGUCAUUUCUGUAUUUCAUAUACCCUACAUACCCUUGUAUGGUUAGAAGUGACUACCAGUUCCAUCAUCUUAUUGAAAAUGUUUGACUGAAAUAGCUCUUAUAUGGAGAGUAUUAUAUUAUAAAGUCUCUCUUCUGAUUUUUUUCCAGUGGGGCAAGAAUAUUUGGAUUGAUUCUGAUAUUAUGCAAAUACAAUAAAUUCCUUGCCUAAAUAGAACAGUAUCUACCUGCAUGUUUGAAUCUCUGUAGAAUGGUAAUAUAAUUAACAUUCUAAUAUUGAAGAUUGUUUAUAUUUUUAGGAGACAAGUACCAUUCAAGAUGACAUAUGACCACGCCUUUCUAAUGUAAAUUGUGUGCCCCAUUUAAGUUAUGAAUUAUAUUUUGCAGGAAAAUAUCUAGUUUUCAGAGAUUUUUCCAUAUUUUCGUUCAUAGCAAUAUAAUUGCUUUAAGUUAUACUUAAAUUAAAAGUAUACCUACAUGUAGAAGUUGCAGUGCAUGAACUAUUAUGUUUAUUUUAAUCAUAUCAUCAUAGAGCUAGAUCUAGGAAAUUUUGACAUAGUUCAGGUAAACCAGACAUUGUGAAGGAUAGAAAUCUGGGCUGAAUAGUAAUUAUGCUGGAGAUGGCCAACACAGAAAAGCACACUUGGACACAUAUAUAUAUCAUUGCAGAUGCCAUGCUGAUUUUACUUAUUUCUGAGCAAUUACUAUUUUUUUCUCCAAAGAAUUGUGCACAUUGUUUGUAUUUUAUCAGAAUACAAACAAUUUUUAUUGGAUGGCAUGAACAUAUAUAUUGAAAUGUUGAGUUUGGCUGUUUCUUUUUCAGGUCAAAACUAUUGACCACAAAAGGAUACAUGCUGUACUUUGAAGUCUCCAUACUGAAGGUUAUGUCUACCAUAGAAAUGUUAUAUUUAUUUUAUUUACUUAUUCAUUUUUUUUUUUGGGGGGGGGAGGUCAUGUAGUUUUCAUGUCUUGUCUUGAUUGAGUCAGCAUAUGCAGGAUGGCUGUACUCUGCUCUGCACUAGGAUAUGUUGGGAUUACUGAGCAUAACAUUUAGUACAAUUACAUAUAUGUGUUGAUACAUACACAAAACAAUUGAUAUUUUAAUUCAGACUGCAAAGUGAUUGUCAUACCUUUGCACUUCAUAAAUACAUGUAUUCAACUGUUAUAAUUUAGAAGCAUUACUUCUUUGAGUGGUUAUCGGACUGUAACAUGAAUAUUUCAUAGCACAAUCUUUAUUCAAUUAAGGAGAUCAACUUUGAAGUCAAUUUUCUGAAAUGUAUUUUCUAUCCUUCUGUUGGCUACAUACUGUCUAUUUUUGUAUUAUAUCUUAAGAGUCUUAAUAUUUAAUAAGUUUGAAAAGCUGAUAAUUAAAAUACCAAACUGCUAUAUCAAACAUUUGUCAAAGAUGCAUAUAAAUUAUCUUUACUUCUUUAGUAUCUUUAGAGGUAUUCCUCAAAUGCUUCAUAAAAUGUAUUAAUGUAUUAUAUAUACAUUCUUACUUGUACAAAUUUGUAAAUAUAUAUAUUAUGAGAAUUUCUUUACACACCACAAUUUAUUGAAAUUUUAUUUCACAAAUGAGUUUGCAGUCUUGUAUUCUUUUUCUUUUUUGCUUUCCAUCUCUCCUCUCCUCUAUUUUUUUUCAUUUGAUCUAUUGCCCUCUUUUUCUUCUCUCCCAUGCUUUUCAGCUGAUACAUAUGUUUCAUGCCUUUCUCCACCUUUAACUCGUCUGUAAAUUUGUUUCUUAUAUCAUACACUUGAAAUGAAUUACGUGCAAAAGACGUGCCAUGAAAUAAAAACUGCCUGCAAACCAAAUAAA
Molecule: messenger RNA, 5092 nt
Organism: Lytechinus pictus (painted urchin)
Lineage: Eukaryota; Metazoa; Echinodermata; Echinoidea; Temnopleuroida; Toxopneustidae
Product: protection of telomeres protein 1-like
Exons: 19
Coding region: 156-2876 (906 amino acids)
Biological process (GO): telomere capping; regulation of telomere maintenance via telomerase
Cellular component (GO): nuclear telomere cap complex; chromosome, telomeric region
Molecular function (GO): G-rich strand telomeric DNA binding; telomerase inhibitor activity
Source: RefSeq, a predicted model, not a curated record